Molecule: messenger RNA, 1035 nt
Organism: Rodentolepis nana
Lineage: Eukaryota; Metazoa; Platyhelminthes; Cestoda; Cyclophyllidea; Hymenolepididae
Source: the annotation of a GenBank genome assembly
AUGGACUCUAAAUAUGCAGGCGGAAGUCAGUUAAUGCACUUUCUAACCGAUGAAACCGGUGCCAAAUGUGGAGAUUUCACCUUUAAUGAGCACGAUCUUGUCCUAACAUGUACCAAUGAAAUUAACCUUAAUUGUCAACCGGCUCAGGUUAUGGUCAAUCACCCCAAAAUUCCUGGUCUCUCUUGGGUCAUAUUUUUUUACCAAACUGGACCAAAUCAAUAUCAGCCACGAAUAGCUUUCGAUUUUCCUAACUAUCUACGUGCGGAUGCCGAAAUUUGCAUUCAAUUUGCUGGAAUGCAUUGGUUGAUCAAACAUAAAUUUGAAGGCAGUUCAUGGCUGACAACUGCCCUUGCUCCUAAGAAUAUGAAUGAACGUUGGGUCACUCUUGGAGCAGUAAAGAAAGUUGAUGUUCGGGUUAAUAUCACAAAGAUUUGGUUCAAAUUUCCUCUCUUCACCGCCUGCUGUCACCCAAUAAAAACCAAGCGAAUUGUUCGUCAACCGGAUUUCACCAUCGCUGAUCACUUUGCAGAUUGUCAGUUAGUUCCACAAGAUCCCCGCAAUCGAAAAUUGUUUGCUCACCGCCAGGUACUAGCCAUGAAUUCCCCAUGGUUUUAUGAGAGGUUCAAGUGUAUAGCAAGCCUAAAUUGUGGUGAUUUUGGACCUGUAAUCUCAAUACCCUUUGAGUUUGACUGCGUUCAUAACUUCUUAUGCUUUAUUUAUCCAAACAGUGAUUUGGCAAUCGAUUCACAGAAUGUGGAAGGACUAAUGGAUAUGGGGAAGGAAUACCAAAUACCAUAUAUCAUUAGACAGUGUGAGAAAUUCCUCUACACCUAUAUGGAAGGAGGUUCAGCAGUUCUAGCCUACUACCUCGGCAGAAAACACGAACUACCAGCUUUACAGGAUGCUGCUCUUCUACAUCUAGCAGAACUCAAUGCUACACAACUUAGAUCUCGAAUCUCGCUGGAUAUGAAGGUUAAAAGCGCGGAUACUCAAGAAAUUCUACUCAAUGACCUUUGUCACCGCCUCUGCGGUUAA